UAAUCAAAGAAAUUGCAGGGAGUGAAGGAAUCAUUAACGCAAAGAAUCUUUUGUCCCGUUAACUUUCAACCGUACGUCCGACCGUGGUUUGAUUACACGUUAGAAAAAGCGCUGUUUCACUUUUGGCAAUUGGUGUCACAAUUGUGCAAAACGACUCUCUGCCCGACGCAAGAUCAAGAGGAAUUGAUCGAUCGAAGUCUGUGUUAGCUUAGCUUGAGCUUCGGCAGUUGUGAAGCACAGCUUGCUUCUCCUGUAUGUAGAAAAAUCUAGACGGUGUUCGGGUGUCUCUAGCGGAUUGGGGAUUGAGUUUACCUUCGGCAUUUUGUGACAGCACGAGCAUAGGGCACAUACACAACUAAUAAUUAAAUUAGUUCCUCAGCCAGGCAAAACAGAAGCAUCGGCACGGAAGGGUGCCACCAACAGCUCCGCCGCAACACCACCACCAUCAGAAGCAGCAAUCCUACGGGCGCACUCAGUUAUGUGAGCUAAAAGUGUGUGUAGUUGUUGUUUUUUUUGGUACCUUUCCCCUUGCCGGACGACCACUUUAGUGUGACAGUUGAGCAGCAUCGCGCGGGUGUGUGCGUGUACUAAAGUGGAGUGUUAUUUUUCAUCUCCUGUGCAUACAUACAUACAUUCUCCGGAUCGCGGUGUGUGUGUGGUGUAGUUUCCGUGCGGCGCGUGCAUAUACACACAGCAAGGGAAGUGAAAAAUUUUCCCUUGAUAAUUUCGUUUCCUUCGUCGCCCCCAGUAUGAUAAGCGGUUCAUAGAGCAGCAGCGGCGGUUUCCGAGAUAGAAUCGCAUCAGAGUAGACCCGAGGUCAGUUUGGAGCUAGCGCAAAUACGCCACCGUGUGCCCAGUAGGGAGGAAUUUAUCUCUCUGUUCGAGCCGCCCUCCUAGUUCGUGCCAUCCGUACGGCACAAAGUGAAGCAAACAGAAAACUGGUGGAUCCGCGCUCUGACGCAAAAGAGAAAUUUCGCUAGCACCGUCGCGCCACACGGUUACUAGGCUGUUGCUGUGACCGACGAAGACGAGCUGCCCAGUUGCAUCUGCACUAUCAUCGGUUGUGUGCAACGUCGUCGUGGAGGUUGGGGAACGUUCACAUCUUCGGCCCUCACUUGAGAGAAAACGCGGCUGCCGCUGCUGCUGCUGGCUGCAUUCGAGACAACAACAUCCGAGAUCAUACAGCGCACCACCACCAUGAUGGCGGAAUCGGAUAACACAGCGGACGCGACCCGACGGCUGAAUGUGAAAAAACAGACACUCGACGAUGCGUACGCAAUCCCGGCCAACUUCCUCGAAAUUGACGUCGUAAACCCGAUGACAACGAUUGCCGCCGGCAAGAAGCGCUACACCGACUACGAAGUGCGGAUGCGGACCAACCUGCCCGUCUUUAAAGUGAAAGAAUCCAGCGUCCGUCGCCGGUACAGUGAUUUCGAAUGGCUCAGGAAUGAACUGGAGCGCGACAGCAAGAUUGUUGUCCCACCGCUACCGGGCAAGGCAUGGAAAAGGCAGAUGCCUUUCCGCGGCGAUGAUGGCAUAUUUGACGAAAACUUCAUCGAGGAGCGACGAAAAGGGCUGGAACAGUUUAUCAACAAAAUUGCAGGCCAUCCGCUUGCGCAAAACGAGCGAUGUUUGCACAUGUUCCUGCAAGAGGCGGCCAUCGACAAAAACUAUGUGCCCGGCAAGAUUCGCAACACGUAAAACGGAUUGCAAACCGAAACGACGCGAAUUGGUAGUACGGUAGGGGGAAGGGGCAUGGGUAGCUCAUGGGACGGGAUGGAGAGGAUGCUACUACUAAAAUUCGAUACAAUGUGCUGUGUCACAAUGUUUUCCCCCUGUUCAGGCGCGUACAUGCUGAUUUGGAUGAUGACGUAGAGAAGGAGCCGCCCAUCAGGGAGAGACGGUGCGCAUAGUUUAGCAAAGUGUAGCAAUUGAUAGACGGAAUGAUAAGGGUGUGAGAUCCAUUUUUCGAAACGAACCCGGUACAACAAAUCAAAUCAAGAGGAGGGAGUAGUAGAAUGCCCCGUUUGGGUUGCCUAUAUGAUGAACACUUUUUUUUUCCUAGGCAAACACAACAACAAGAAGAGAGUGAUGGUGGUGUUAGGUUUGCUUUCGCGGCAGUAGUAACCGAGUUGUGUUGUGUACGAUAUGUUUUUGUACGGAAAAGGGCUAGAGGAAACAUUGAAAAUAAGUUCCCUUCAGUGAAAGCAACAAGUGCAGAGUAAGUACGAAGUUGUGUCCGUUCAUUCCGUGACACCGACGAUACAAUCGAACAAUUCCUUAAAUCGCCUCCUGUUUUUUGCUCUCCUUUGUAUGUUGUUGCUAAAACUGGCGCUUUUUGUGUGUGUUACGGAUGUUUUAAAUGUUCCGGAUUUGAAAGCGAUCGAUUUAGUUUUCUCAUUUUGCUUUGAUCGUUUCCGCCAAGAACAGAACAACCUCCCGACUAACUGAAAUGUGUGUGAAAUUGAACCAAUAGACUAUUAUACAUAACAAGAAGAAAACAUUAUACUGAGAGUGUAAAAGUGAUGCAACUGAUAGUAAAUUAAAUUGCUUCCCCUUGUCUGCUUACAGAACAAUACACAUCCUCUGUAAAAUUGAAGUAAGGCAACAUGUUCGAGCCGCUAGAAGAUAGAUAGGAAUGAAAUUGCAUUCCCUGGCAUUGUGUAAUGCACGUUUAAUGCAAUGGAACCUAGUUAGUGGUUUUGUUCGUCUUCGUUCAUCUUCCCCUUGAAGCAUGAAGCAUGAAUGAUCGUUUAUCUCAUAAGGAAACCCCACUCGGUUGGAAUGGAAAAAAAUCAAAAACGAACAACGCAAUGGUCAUGAUUUUGGAGGGGGUAAAUAUGUGUGUAGUAAAAACAAAACAUAGAUAAAAAGGCGUCUAACCAAAAAAAACACGAUUGAAUAGUAGAAAGAGCUGCUAUCUCUCUAAUCAGACAAGAAAAUGCGAUGCAAAUUUGUUGCGCUCUCUAGUAUGGCCCAGGGAUGGAGCGUACACGUUUCUGUCACGUGGUCUGUAUUUUUACUACAUCGAAAAAUACGAUACAACGUGCACAGUAUGGAAAAUGUGUGUUUGUGUGUGUGUGCUUCAUGUUGCUGCACUAAACUCAGUGUAGUUUGUCAGCUAUCUCGUCUACACACGCACUGUGAUCGAUCGCUCAUUUUGCAUUUCCGUAGUUGGGAUGUACAAAAUUGUCCUACGCUCGACUAGAGGACACGAUAACGAAUCGAUCACUUUUUGACGAACGCCUGUUCGUCGACCCGGCGGCAGGCAAUCUCUGUGGACGAAUAUUGCAAUAAUUGAAAUUUAAGUGUGCAUGCAUGAUGAUGUCGGCGUGUCGGUUUCGGAAUCAUCCUUAUCGCUCAUUUCGGCUCAAAAUGGCGAACCGGUCAUAUCACACUCUCCUACCACCGUUGUGUGUAUGGUGGUGCGGUGGUGGUGUGGCGGGCGUGUACGAUUGUGCGCGCGCGUAAGAAUAGUGAUACAGAAAAUACCGUACGUACCGAGGAAACACAUGGCUAGCAAGAGCAGCGAAGUGCGCAAGUGUAGAUAAAUCAAAAUUGAAAAGUUCGAACGUUACAAGGAAAACAUUCAAAUGCAGACAGAGAGGAGAGAGAGAGAGCGAGAAAAAAAAGUGAACCAUUAACUCAAACCCACAAAACACAAUAAUAAGGCCCCAACUGAAUCUCUGCUCUCCGUACUGCUCACACAAGAAGCACAUGAGGACAAGGAUAUCUAUAGGACAAAGGAAGGCUGUAGUGUAAUGAGCGCACGUGGGUGUGUAUGCGUGUGUGUAUGUACGCGCGUCUGUGAAGCGAGAUACGAGUGAAAAGUAUUCGAGGGUGUAAAAAUAUUGAAGCAAAUAAUAAAACAAAAUCAAUCAUUUGAUUAUUAUUAUUAUUAUUAUUAA
Messenger RNA from Anopheles arabiensis, 3908 nucleotides. It is a transcript of the gene Snx3, whose product is annotated as sorting nexin-12. The coding region runs from base 1198 to 1701 and encodes 167 amino acids. The transcript has 3 exons. Lineage: Eukaryota; Metazoa; Arthropoda; Insecta; Diptera; Culicidae. Gene Ontology annotation, cellular component: early endosome membrane; retromer complex. Gene Ontology annotation, molecular function: phosphatidylinositol-3-phosphate binding. The record is from RefSeq and is a predicted model, not a curated record. Gene Ontology annotation, biological process: late endosome to Golgi transport; endocytic recycling.